This is a messenger RNA of Mus pahari (shrew mouse), 2104 nucleotides long. It is a transcript of the gene Enthd1, whose product is annotated as ENTH domain containing 1. Gene Ontology annotation, cellular component: clathrin vesicle coat; plasma membrane; endosome. Gene Ontology annotation, biological process: endocytosis. Bases 119 to 1969 code for a protein of 616 amino acids. Lineage: Eukaryota; Metazoa; Chordata; Mammalia; Rodentia; Muridae. Gene Ontology annotation, molecular function: clathrin binding; phospholipid binding. The record is from RefSeq and is a predicted model, not a curated record. The transcript is spliced from 6 exons.
UCAUUUGUGUUUGAGAGCGGCAGAACUUGGGACGGAUCCGUCAGGUGUUCUGUAAACCAGUCACUCCUGAUCCAUUGCUCUCACCCCCCUCCACUCCCUCCUCAGACUCACUGUAGCUAUGUCAUUCAGGAGGCAAGUGAAGAACUUCGUGAAAAAUUACUCAGACGCUGAAAAAAAAGUCAGGGAAGCAACUUCCAAUGACCCCUGGGGCCCCUCUAGCUCUCUGAUGUUAGCUAUCAGUGACAUGACUUUCAAUGCGGCCUCCCUCUCGGAGAUCAUGCACAUGCUGUGGCAGCGACUCAGCGACCAUGGGAAGAACUGGCGCCACGUGUACAAAUCCCUUGCCCUGAUGGACUACCUCAUCAAGAACGGCUCAAGGAAAGUUAUUCAGUAUUGCAGAGAGGGCGUCUGUAACCUUCAAAUGCUAAAGGAUUUUCAACACAUAGAUGAAGCGGGCAAAGACCAAGGUCACUACGUCCGGGAGAGAUCGAAGCAGGUCAUAACUCUGCUGAUGGACGAGCAGCUGCUCUACAAAGAGAGGGAAGUGGCCAUGUGGACAAGGCAGCGGACCUCCUACUCCACGUCAUUUCCCAGCAGAUUACCUGCCUCAGGGAACUCACCUACAGUUUGCACUUCCGUGCUCAUCCCAGAAAGCCUUACCUCAGAGAAGAAGCACUCACAAGACUGCAAGAAGGUGGCAGGUCUCCGCAAUAAAAAAAACACAUCCAAGGCCAAGCUGAGGCUGGAGCAGUGCCAGGAUGUGCCCAUGCCUGCUGGGACCUCUCUGCCCCUGUACUUCCCUUCAUUCGGGAUGAAGGCGUGGAAAUCUACAGAGGACCUAACACUGUUGUACUCCUACGAGCAUCCGAAGCAACCUUUGCCGAGGUUACCUCCUUCCUUUACCUCUCCUGCUUCCUGGCUGUCAGAAGGGGAAUCGGAAAUCUGCAAUCUCUGGAACACAGAAGCUGUGUCUACUCCCCCAGAAAAAAGCCCAUCGAUGCAGACAAGUGUAAGUUUAGGCAAGAAAUUGGAGAAUGCCAUUGCAAAUACUAUCACAGAAAGUGCCCCACAAACUCCUCAGGAAAAGCAGACGGCUGCAAAAAGCUUUGAAACGCUGACGCCUUUACAAGCAUUCUGGCCAUCAGGUAAAGAUGAGUUCGUCAGCCUGGGUUUGCGGAUGUCCAAGUCUGAGUCCAUGUUCCACACCCAGUCCUCUGUGGAAACACUCUAUGUCUCACCCACAUUCAAAACCAUUAGCCCACUGAACGAGACCAGUAAGGACCUCCAGACACCUGCACAGUUCAACAUCUGCCGGAUGGAAGACAUGUGUCUCAAGCCUUUAGCCACGCGGGGUGAGUGGACCCCGAAACAAGCCAAUGAAGCAGUCUCCGCCGCCUCAGAGGUCGCAUCUUCCUUUUCUACUCUGUCUAUAUCGCCUCCUGACUCGGCCCAUCCAGAGAAGUUAGGCCGGUGCUUUAUCCCGGUUAUGGGCAGCUCUUCCUUCUGGACUCUGCCCCAGCCACAGUCACCUUCUGACCCCUUCACAGACCAAAACAAGGCAGCCAAGGUUCGCCACCCUUUUGCUCCCAUGAGCACAGCAUCUUCAGACGAUGAGGAGUACCCCAGUCCUCCAGAUAACUCCGAUUCAGCCAUGAAGAAGUCAAGUUGCAGCCCCAGCAGCCGCCGGGGAGCAUUUUCCACCCUAACUAGAGCGCACUUUUCCAGGCCGUCCCAGGCUAGCUUUCGGGAAAGCACAGGCUUGUCCAGGGACUCCGAAUCCCGGGCCAUCCGCACUCUGCUAGGCGAGGUGAAGAACGCUGUGGUUCGGCUUCAUGACGACCUGAGCCUGGUGAUCCAGGAACUCGGUGUCAUCAAGAGCCACCUAGGCAACCUGAGUGGCUGCAGCCUAGCAGUCAGCGAGACCCUGCAGGACCCCCAGCCUCCCAGGGGGAGCCCAGGCCCGGUCUAGCCACCUAGCCAUUUUGCUGGAGCUCCAGGGUUCUGCUGUCCACUGACCUAGAGGGUUCCUUGCCGUUGCUGUGGAGACAAGAAGGCAACGACUUCAUUUUUCAUUGUCACGUUUAUUAGCACCGCCUUUCAAACU